Messenger RNA from Odontomachus brunneus, 4024 nucleotides. RefSeq lists its product as uncharacterized. Gene Ontology annotation, molecular function: serine-type endopeptidase activity. Gene Ontology annotation, biological process: proteolysis. The record is from RefSeq and is a predicted model, not a curated record. Lineage: Eukaryota; Metazoa; Arthropoda; Insecta; Hymenoptera; Formicidae. Bases 129 to 3287 code for a protein of 1052 amino acids. The transcript has 8 exons.
AAGCACAGACACCCGGCGUUGUGCACGGAGAAAGUGUUCGGUUAGAGAGCGAGAGUCCGAGUAUAAGACGUCGCGACCCGCUUGAGAAAAUCAGUUUAUCGCGAGUGCAUCCGCAGACAACGAUCAGGAUGAGGACGCAGUUCAUUCUGAUAGCUUGCUUGGUAAUAGCAAGACAGGCACUUGGCACUCAAGUGUACGACACGCCUACGAGCGAUUCUUCGAAACGAGAAUGGCAGCCGUGGAACGAAGACUCAAUUGAGAACUCUAAUGGAAGAAAGAAUAAUCCUGUUACGUUCGAGACUUCUGACACGCAGAGAGGGAAGACGCAGGAAACCUCAUUGUAUAACGCUAACAUUCAGACGAGCGCCAGCGGAGUCGCCAAUGUCGCCAAUAAAAAAUCGGUGGAUUCUGUAAUCGACGAUAUUCUCAUAUCAAAACGUCAGGGUCGCAACCUCGAGGGUUACGCUGAGGUCUACUCAGAUCCUGAUGUCAAAAUUGCAUUCCAGGAUGGCAACGAGACCAACGCGCGUACUUACAUCAAGGACAAGCUCUGUUCCCUCGGUUUGGUGAACUGCGAUGAACCGGAAGGACGACGGCCUUUCUACUCGCCGCACCGCGAUAUCCACCCGCACGACGUCAUCUACGCCCAACCAGUGACCAUCAAGCCUGUGGGCCGUCCACUCCCGGCGAUACCCGUGAAACGGCCUUAUGGUCCAGCGAAACCCGUGCCACUGCCACCGAGUUUCGCUUCUACGUUUCCGGGACCUGUAUUCGGCAGACCACCGCCCAACUUCGUCGGACCAUAUCCGGUAUACAAGAAGCCCGACUCACUGCCGUUCAAACCCAUCUAUGAAUCAGGUGCCGACAUCGGGAUUGAUUACGAGGACAAGCUAAUCGACAAGAAGGUGGUUCUGCAGUCGGGAGCAUCAGGCGUCCAACAACACGUCCAUCAUCACUACCAUCAUGGAGACGCGGCUGCCGUGGGCGGUUCGACUUCUGGGAUCGCACCCAACCCUGUUAUAAUCCAGUCGGGCGGCAACGGCCUUGGUAGUUACGGAAACGGCGGUACUUACGGCGCCUAUAACACCUUCGAGGAAUACAAAAAGGAUUUCAAGAUCAAGACGCCCAACAGCGACAUUUCAUCCAUUUCGUCGUCUAUGAAGGGCUACGCUGAUCGUUACCCCACUUACAUGAAGCCGAACGGCAAACAAUUCGGCGGCAAUAAUGAGUUCCUGACGAACGGCGGCUUCGAUGGCGACUAUCAGUUCAGCAAUGGCGACAGCUUCGGCUCCUCGUCCUUGAACUACGAGGAUUGCGUAUGUGUGCCUUACGAUCAGUGCGCCAUAGCCAAUCACGUCGGCCGUAAGGACGACCUCUACUUAGCCAUCGACCCGCGCACCCUCGACAAAGGCAUCUUGGCAGAAACCGACGAAGUGGUGAUCACCGACGGAAAUGGCACUAUGAGCGUCGUGAGGUUGCCCAAGGGAGCCAACGAGACUGAGCAAAUCAAACAGACGAAGAACGAAGGGACGAAAGGAGCAGAGGAAAUCGUGAAGCGAAACCGCAGGAACGUCAAGCAGGUUACCAAGACGGACGACAAGAAACAAGAGGCACAAGCAAGACUGAUAGCCGACAAUCUGGACACCUCGAAACUGAACGUGAAGCCAACUUGGGGCGUCAGUUUCGGCCUACCGCAGACCGUCGGCGGUCCGAUCGGACCCCAUCCCAAUAAUCCCCUCGGGUAUCCGGGUCACGGGCUGGCCGGUGGACAGGGCAUAAAUCUAGGUCCGGUUUCGGUGAAUCCGCUCGUAGCGCUGCAGGUGAGCAAGGACGAGUACGGCGAGAAAGUCCUGAAGCCUUACGUGAAUCUGCAUGUAACGCCGAACGCGGGCCUCGUUCACAAGCUGAGUAAUCUGCUGGCGUACAAGAAAUACGGCCUGCACGGGAAUUACGGCGGCGUUUACGCACCGGCGCAAGGCGUCUACGAGCAUUAUCACCAUUACGACAAACCGUACCACCAACACCAUCACCCGCACUACCCGUCGCAACCGCCAUUCUAUCCGUCGUAUGGUCUGCAUCAUCAGCACGACCAUCGUUACCCGCCACCGACCUACCACAAGCCUCAUUAUGGCGGCGGAUACCCUGGCCCUUACUACAAGGACGGUGACGAUUACAACGACUACAACGAUUAUUCGGACGAUGAUUACGCGGACGAUGAUUACUAUAGAAAGGCUCGCGCGAGAGUCACGACGACAACAGGCGGGCAGUCCGCCACGGCCAAGGAUUAUUCGCCACCGCGAAGACCGGCCGACCGCGAGGGUGGGUCUAACGGAGGAAAGAUUACGUUCUCGGAGAAUAGAAGACGACGUCGCGAUGCGACGUUUAACGAUACCACGUCGACGGAGAGACGGUACGAAGGAUCUGCAUCAGUUUGCGGUGAUCAUCGCGUCUGUUGUCGCAAAUCGCAUCUAAUAGCGCCACGCCCCCAGCCCGGUCAAUGCGGAACUAGGAAUACACAAGGCAUCAAUGGUCGCAUCAAGACUCCUGUCUACGAGGACGGAGAUUCUGAGUUCGGCGAGUACCCGUGGCAAGUGGCUAUCCUGAAAAAGAGUCCCGGCGAAAGCGUGUACGUUUGCGGAGGUACUUUGAUCUCAUCACGAUAUAUCAUCACCGCUGCUCACUGCGUGAAGGCCCAUGCCGGACGCGAUCUUCGCGCGCGAUUGGGCGAGUGGGACGUGAACCACGACGUCGAGUUCUAUCCCUACAUAGAGCGCGACAUCGUCAGCGUCUACGUGCAUCCCGAGUUUUAUGCUGGCACUCUCGCCAAUGACAUCGCUAUCCUCAAGUUGGCUUACGAUGUCGAUUACGUAAAGAACCCUCAUAUAAGCCCCGCUUGUCUACCGAAUCAGUAUGAUGACUUCACUGGAGUAAGAUGCUGGACCACCGGCUGGGGCAAAGACGCUUUUGGAGACUUCGGCAAGUACCAGAACAUACUGAAGGAGGUGGACGUACGUGUUGUGAGCAACUACGUGUGCGAGCAGCAGAUGAAGCAGACAAGGCUCGGCCCCAGCUUCAACCUGCAUAAGGGCUUCGUCUGCGCCGGCGGCGAGGAGGGCAAGGAUGCCUGUAAAGGCGACGGCGGCGGCCCGAUGGUCUGCGAGCGCAACGGCCGAUGGCAAUUGGCCGGCGUCGUCUCCUGGGGUAUUGGUUGCGGCAAUGCCGGCGUGCCCGGCGUCUAUGUCCGGGUAUCCCAUUAUCUCGACUGGAUCCGCCAAAUCGUGCAGUGAUGACAGAAAACAUCAAUCAGACGAAAUUUCUCCUUUGUUCUCGCAAAAGGAAGGCUCGACGAAACCUGGCAAAAUUUGGGACUACGAUAUUUCGUGCACACGAUUGGAUUGGUUAACAAUAACUCAGGAUAUACAAGCAUAUAUAUAGAUCUAUAUUUAUAUUUAAAUAUUAAUUGCGUUAUAUAUUCCUGUAUCGACGAAUUAUUCAAUACGACUUUUUAUUCUCGUCGGAGAGAUAUUUAUUCAACUAAUACCGAUAAUUUUCGUGUUUCGUCCGUGUUUAGGCUAAGCAAUUUUUUUUUCUUAUUUAAAUGGCUAACUUAUUGUACAUAGAGUGUACGGUCUCGUAGGCCGUAUGUCGGAUUGCGUUUGUGCAAUUUUGUGUCGCUUACGGACAAAGCACAAGUUAAUACAAGAUUCGCAAAGUAUGAUUCGAACGUUCGGAUCGUCGAGUAAUGCAUUUUCUUUGCAACAAUUUAUACAUACUCGCAUUUGUCGUAUAUUAAUAAAUAAUAAAAAAUUCUACAACUAUACCUAUAACUACCAUACUGUGACACUUUAUAUGUAUUUAGUACAUGUUUUAAAAAGACUUACGUUAUUGUUACAUAAAACAUAUGUUUUAUGACGAGCUAGGUUCUGUAAGAUACGGUCUCUGUCGGAAAAUAUGAUUACACUAACCAGAUGAUUACUCCUGAACGGAAUUCGAAAGAAAUAAAAUAAAAAUUCUUAGAAACUAA